GCAUCUAGCUAGCUACCAUGUGGACGUCGCUUUGUACCGACAGUAAUAUUGCAUUAUAAAAUCCUACUGCUUUCUUCAACAAUUCGCCACAGCAACAUUCCACAGCUCGACAAAGUAAGAAUCAACUCCCAAAUAGUCUCUCCGCAACUGCACUGCAACAACCAAUUGAAGAUGCACCGCCCCGGCCAUCAUGACCAUGGACCUGGCGGCGGUCCAGGAGGACCAGGUGGACCAGGCGGCGGUCCGGGAGGACCAGGUGGACCAGGUUCCCAUGGGCCUCCAGGCGGCGGUCUAGGAGGACCGGGAGGACCAGGCGGGGGUCCAGGAGGACCGGGAGGCGGUUGGGGAGGACCAGGAGGCGGUGGUCCAGGAGGACCUGGCGGCGGUGGUCCAGGAGGCCCGGGAGGCGGUGGUCCAGGACGCCCGGGCGGCGGUGGUCCAGGAGGCCCGGGCGGCGGUGGUCCAGGAGGCGGUGGCUCAGGAGGUCCAGGGGGACAUGGUCGCUUCUGAUGGGCAACAAGACUUGUGGUGUACUAGUAGCACGUAGUCUAUAUAUGAUGAUAUAAUUAAGUUGAUGAUGAGCGUAAUUAGCUAAUAAUGAUGAUGUUGUGCUUGUUAUUAAUUUGUAGUUAGUUUUGGUAAUCAUGUUGGGUGAGAUCCUUCCAUUCCCCGGCCAUCUCCCAGUAGCUCAGUUCAGCUAGCUGGAGAAGAUAAAGGCGGUUCAUGUCAUACUAGUACUACUGUAUGAUGCAUGUAAUAUUUAACAAUAAAAUUAUUAUGAUAUGAUUAUGUUGCCCUUCUAUUCUUUA
Prunus dulcis (almond) is the source of this 809-nucleotide messenger RNA. Its product is annotated as glycine-rich protein DOT1-like. Lineage: Eukaryota; Viridiplantae; Streptophyta; Magnoliopsida; Rosales; Rosaceae. The record is from RefSeq and is a predicted model, not a curated record. Bases 172 to 510 code for a protein of 112 amino acids. The transcript has 2 exons.